AUGACAAUGGUUAUAAGAUAUUUUGUGUGGACACGAAAGGAUUGUACCUCUGUCUACAUGAGCUACUGCAAGCAGGCGCGCUGCAAAGAAGUUCCAGGAGGACAGCCUUUGUCAACAUUAGUCCCUCUCUCAGAUCAUGAUCUGACAGUAAAGAAACUAUACCUCAAAAAGCUAUGCCGUAUGGAUGCAUUUGGAGAGGCUGACAAAGAACGGUGGAUUGCAUAUCUACCAGUAAGCCUUCGGGAAAGCUUCAAAUGGGACAACCAAAUAUACAAGAGAAGAAUGGAAAAGAAGAACAAAACACAGCAAGAUAUAAGUGAUUCUUCAUUUUCUUUUCUUAAUGUGUCUAAAACUGGUGAUGCUGAAUCACCCAUAAUGACAGAUAUUCUGCAAUUCUCCAGCAAGGACGCGGGUGGAGCCAGCUUUAAAAGAGAAGCCAAAGAACAUAUUUUGACCCUUUUGAUUAGCCCAGUUUGA
This is a messenger RNA of Phycomyces blakesleeanus NRRL 1555(-), 477 nucleotides long. RefSeq lists its product as hypothetical. The transcript has 8 exons. The record is from RefSeq and is a predicted model, not a curated record. NCBI's taxonomy places the organism in Eukaryota, Fungi, Mucoromycota, Mucoromycetes, Mucorales, Phycomycetaceae. The coding region runs from base 1 to 477 and encodes 158 amino acids.